GAAUGUGUGGCUACCAGAAACAUCUUCCCACAGUGAAAAAUCCUUCCAAACCAUGGUGACAGAGCUAUAAAGAUUUCACUGUGGUGAGAUUUCAAGCAGGACUAUAGAUUGGCAGAAAUAGCACUAAUCUGAGUCAAGAAAUCUGAGCUAUAUGAACUUGGGUAGGUCCCUUCCCUGGGCCUCAGUUUCUGCAUCUAUGAAAUGAGCCUGAUAAUAAUUCCUUGAAUUUAUAUAAUGCAUUGGUAUUUGCAGAGAUUUUACCAUCUAUUAUUUCAGUGUAGCCUCAUAGCAGACAGAGCAGACACAGUUAUUAUUUUUAUGAAGGCUCAGAAAAUCUGAGGAAACUUGACUAGAUCUCUUCUAUUUCAAACAUUCUAUUAAUAUGAUGAAUCUGUAUAAGUAAUCUCUACAAUAAGUCAGUAGCAUGAAUCCCAUCUUCUCUUGACUUUGGCCUUAUCAUUUUUUAAUACGAUUUUAAAAAAUCUGAACCCAUCUUUUAGGGGGAAUCCAUUAUCGUUGGUUCCUGAUAGGCACUCCAUUUUGUCUUCUCAGUUUUCCACACUUGUAGCAAAACAAGCCAAGAAGAGGAACAGACACAGCCUUGGUAGUUGUGGCCUGGCCCUCAUUCUACAGAUAUGGCAAACAAGGGGAACAAGAAGCAUCCGCAGUCCUCCCUGGAGGAGAAAAUAGUUGUGGAAGCUGUAGACUCAGGCAAGAGGAAAGGCAAUGUGGCAAAAGAAUUUGGCAUUACUCUUUCUACUCUGUCUACACUAAUACUGAAGGAUCGUGCCAAAUUUGAAGAAAAGAUGCAGGAGGCAUGUAUGGGACCUCAGCAGAAAAGGAUAAGGAAUGCUUUUUAUGACGACAUUGAUAAGGGUGUUUUUGCCUGGUUUCAAGAAAUCCUUGCCAAAAACGUUCUUGUGACUGGUUCUGUCAUUUGGAAAAAAGCACUAAACUUGGCCAAUAUGCUUGGCUAUGACAAUUUUCAAGCAAGUGUGGGCUGGCUGAACAGACUUCAGGAUCGCCACUAAAUUUCUUUGGAAGCAGUCUGUAGAGGGGAGAGUGAGAGAUUAAUGAAAGUUAAUAAGUGGCAUGCAGAGGAAAUCAUAAAACUAGUUGCUGACUUCAGCCCAGACGAUAUCUUUAAUGCUGAUGAGACAGGAAUGUUUUUCCAGUUGCUUCCCCAGCACACACUUGCUGCUAAAGGGGGCCAUUGUCGAAGGGACAAGAAAGCGAGGCAGCAGUUGACAGCACUCUUUUGUUGCAGCACUUUAGGAACUGAAAAAAUGAGACCGUUGAUUGUUGGUAGGUCAGCCAACCCACACUGCCUCAAGAAUGUCCAUUCCCUCCCCUGUGACUACUGAGCCAACCAGCAGGCAUGGAUGACACGGGAUCUGUUUAAUGAGUGGCUGAUGCAAGUGGAUGCCAGGAUGAAGCAGGUGGAAUGCUGGAUCCUUCUGCUGAUCGACAAGUGCUCUGCUCACAGCAUGCUUCUUCCACGCUUAGAAAGCAGUCAGGUGUGGUUUCUGCCCUCAAACUGUACUGCCGUCCUGCGGCCACUGAACCUUGGCAUAAUUCAUACCAUGAAAGUGCUGCACAGGGGCCACCUUCUACAACUGAUCCUCCUCAAGUUCAACAGCAGUGAGGAUAAAGAAAAAGUGGACAUCAAGCAGGCUGAUGACAUGAUUGCUGCAGCAUGGUGGUCAGUCAAGCUGUCCACAGUGGUGAAAUGCUGGCAGAAGGCAGUCAUCGUCCCUGUGGAGCUGACAGAUUCUGACACAGAAACAGUCACCGGUGAACCAGGUAUUGCCACUGAAAAGUUGUGGCACUUGGUGGCUCUUGCCACCUGUGUCCCAAAUGAAAUAAAUUUCCAAGACUUUGUCACUGCAGACGAUGACCUCAUCAUCUCUCAGGAGCUGUUGGACACAGAGGUAAUCCAGGACAUGGGAGCCAGCCAAAGUACUGAUGAAGCUGUAAGUGAAGAAAAGGGGGAGGCAUCUUUACCACAGCAGCCAAAAAUCACCAUCACAGAGGCCAUCUCAAGUGCACAGAAACUUAGAUGGUUCCUUUCCACCUGUGCUGGUGUUCCUGAUGCCAUUUUUGGACAGCUAAAUGGCAUAGAAGAAUAUUUAAUGAGAAGAGUGAUGCAAACUCUUGUUGAUUCCAAAAUUACAGAUUUCCUCCAAACAAAAUAAUGUAGCAAUUAACUGCCUCUUUUAAUUCAGAGGAUGUAGUUUAUAAGAAUAAAUUUCUUUAGAUAGGAUAUUGAACUUAAAUUUUGAGCAAUAUUAUGACAACAUUCCAGUUUUCUGAAAUAAUCAAGAAACUUUCUUGAAUGGAAUUUGGGACCCAAGGCUUUUCAUUUCUAAUAAGUUCCCAGGCGAUGCCAAUGCUGAUGUGGUCCAAGGCCCGUGCCUGAGAACCACUGGUCCUGCUGGGUUCUACCAUUUCUCUUUUUAACUAGCCAUCUAAAUACUCCCAAUCACUAACUGUCAGAAAAAGAAAAAAAGCAUCAGCUGUUCUUACUCUAGAGCUGUAACUCCUUCCUGCUGAUCUAGUAACUCCAGAACCUUCUUAGCUAUCCUCCUGAAUGCCCUACCAAGUAUUCAGUAGAGGUACAUCUAUGUCAAAAGAAUUACCAAGAGCCAUCUAGCCUAUCAAAGCAUCUUUUAGUACUUCAGGAUUAUUAUCAGUAGGGUGCCAGAGUAUGGGGAAAUAAAGUGCCUGAUAGAGGAGACAUGCUACAACCUGGAAAGCAUGGUAAUACCGGUGUACCUCUCAAACCCAGGCAAGGCGUGAGGAACAUUUAUAAGAGAAAUGACCUGUGUGAGAAUGUUUGGAUUAUUCGGAUAAUCCACAGUGGUCCUCUGCACACCAGUGGAUAACCCAGCCUGGACCAUGUCAUUAAUACAAGGGCACACUGUUUGCCUUCACUACAAUUACUUCAUUGCUGUUGUUCAGUCGCUAAGUCAUGUCUAACUUUUUGUGACCCCAUAGACUGUAGCCCACCAGGCUCCUCUGACCGUGGGCUUUCCCAGGCAAGAAUACUGGAGUGGAUUGCCAUUUCCUUCUCCAAGGGAUCCUUCCAGGUCAAGGAUCAAAUCUGCAUCUCCCACACUGGCAGGUGGAUUCUUUACCACUGAACUACCAGGGAAGCCCAUAAAUCACCCUUGUUCAUUUGUAUUUGUUUUUCAAAGAGUCUGUGAGAGCAGAGUUAAGUUACUUAAAGCUGUAUAAA
Messenger RNA from Dama dama (fallow deer), 3238 nucleotides. It is a transcript of the gene TIGD6, whose product is annotated as tigger transposable element derived 6. NCBI's taxonomy places the organism in Eukaryota, Metazoa, Chordata, Mammalia, Artiodactyla, Cervidae. Gene Ontology annotation, cellular component: nucleus. Gene Ontology annotation, molecular function: DNA binding. The record is from RefSeq and is a predicted model, not a curated record.